AUGGCUUUGCAUCACAGUAUAGCAAGGCAACACAUGACCUUGCAUCACAUUAUAGCAAGGCAACACAUGGCCUUGCAUCACAUUAUAGCAAGGCAACAUACGAUCUUGCGCCAUAGAAAAGCGAGGCGACACAUGGCUUUGCACCACAGUAAAGCAAGGCAACACAUGACCUUGCAUCACAGUAAAGCAAGGCAACACAUGACCUUGCAUCACAUUAUAGCAAGGCAACACAUGACCUUGCAUCACAUUAUAGCAAGGCAACACAUGACCUUGCAUCACAUUAAGCAAGCAACACAUACGACACCAUUAAGCACACAUAGAAACAGCAAGGAGGCCGUACACAUAGGCUUUGCUACACACAGUAAAGAAAGGCAACACAUGACCUUGCAUCACAGUAAAGCAAGGCAACACAUGACCUUGCAUCACAUUAUAGCAAGGCAACAUACGACCUUGCACCAUAGAAAAGCAAGGAGGCGACACAUGGCUUUGCACCACAGUAAAGAAAGGCAACACAUGACCUUGCAUCACAGUAAAGCAAGGCAACACAUGACCUUGCAUCACAUUAUAGCAAGGCAACAUACGACCUUGCACCAUAGAAAAGCAAGGAGGCGACACAUGGCUUUGCACCACAGUAAAGCAAGGCAACACAUGACCUUGCAUCACAGUAAAGCAAGGCAACACAUGACCUUGCAUCACAAUAAAGCAAGGCAACACAUGACCUUGCAAGUAAAGCAAGCAACACAUGACUUACACCACAGUAAAGCAAGGCAACACAUGACUUGA
Mercenaria mercenaria is the source of this 783-nucleotide messenger RNA. Its product is annotated as histidine-rich protein PFHRP-II-like. Lineage: Eukaryota; Metazoa; Mollusca; Bivalvia; Venerida; Veneridae. The transcript has a single exon. The record is from RefSeq and is a predicted model, not a curated record. The coding region runs from base 1 to 783 and encodes 260 amino acids.